Ictalurus furcatus (blue catfish) is the source of this 1972-nucleotide messenger RNA. RefSeq names its product NLR family CARD domain-containing protein 3-like. The coding region runs from base 257 to 1972 and encodes 571 amino acids. NCBI's taxonomy places the organism in Eukaryota, Metazoa, Chordata, Actinopteri, Siluriformes, Ictaluridae. The record is from RefSeq and is a predicted model, not a curated record. The transcript is spliced from 2 exons.
AAUUAAUUACAAUUUUAAUCGAAAUCAGCAGGAUCCUCCAACUUUGCGUCUUACUCCAUCGAACUCCGAAUUCGAACCCCCACUACAAUUGUUUUUAAAGUGAUGAAAGUUAUUGUCUUUAACAGCUACAGUUUUUAUUCCCAGUGUUCUACAGAAGUCAGGAGACAGAAGAGAAAAGAAGAUCAUCACAGCUACAGGACACGACCCAGAACCUGCUGCUGUAAAUGACUUCCAGAAAAAGUUCAAAUUAAAUCUGAUGGAGAAAUUUCAGUGUUUAAAUGGAGUGAUGAUAAACCCGGAAAACCGAACACUCCUGAAUGAGAUCUACACAGAGCUCUACAUCACAGAGGGAGACAGUGGAGACGUCAAUAAAGAACAUGAGGUGAGACAGAUCGAGGCAGCAUCCAGGAGAACAACAACAGAGGAAACGCCAAUCAAAUGCAAUGACAUCUUUAAGCCCUUAUCUGAUCAAGACGGACCCAUCAGAACUGUGCUGACAAAGGGAGUCGCUGGCAUCGGAAAAACAGUUUCUGUGCAGAAGUUCAUUCUGGACUGGGCUGAAGGGGAAGUAAAUCAGGACGUCCAGCUCAUGUUUCCACUUCCUUUCAGAGAGCUGAAUUUGAUGAAGGACCAGAAACUGAGUCUGAUGGAUCUCCUUCAUGUCUGUUUAAAGGAGACAAAAGAAACAGAAAUGUCCAUUUUGGAAAAGGUUCUGUUCAUUUUUGAUGGAUUGGACGAGUGUCGUUUUCCUCUGGAUUUCCAGAACACAGUGAGAGUGUGUGAUGUAACUGAAUCAGCAUCAGUGCAUGUGCUGCUGAUAAACCUGAUCAAAGGGAAUCUGCUUCCCUCUGCUCUCAUCUGGAUCACCUCCCGACCAGCAGCAGCUGAUCAAAUCCCCUCUGAGUGUGUCCAUCGAGUCACAGAGGUACGAGGGUUCAGUGACCCACAGAAGGAGGAGUACUUCAGGAAGAGGAUCAGUGAUCAGAGCCUGGCCAAUAACAUCAUCACACACCUGAAGUCAUUAAGAAGCCUCUACAUCAUGUGCCACAUCCCAGUCUUCUGCUGGAUUUCAGCCACUGUUCUAGAGAGAAUGUUGGAUGAAACAGAGAGUGGAGAGAUGCCCAAGACUCUGACUCAAAUGUACACACACUUCCUCAUCAUUCAGACAAACAUCAUAAGAGAAAAGUACUCAAAGAAGCAGGAGAGUGAUGAAGAAAUGCUUCUCAAACUGGGACAACUGGCUUUUCAGCAGCUGAUGAAAGGCAACCUGAUCUUCUAUGAGGAAGACCUGAGAGAGUGUGGCAUUGAUGUGAGAGAAGCAGCAGUGUACUCAGGUGUGUGUACGCAGAUCUUCAGAGAAGAGUUUGGACUUCACCAGAGUAAAGUGUACUGCUUUGUUCAUCUGAGCAUUCAGGAGCAUCUCGCAGCUCUGUAUGUGCACCUGACAUUCAUGAAGGAAAAGAGAAAUGUUCUUGAACAGAGUUGGGUCUUUAAGACAAUUUCAGAUGUCCUCAAGAGUGCUGUAAAUCAGGCCUUAUACAGUGAGACUGGACAUCUGGAUCUUUUCCUUCGUUUUCUUCUGGGUCUCUCACUGGAAUCCAAUCAGAAACUCUUACAUACCUUAGUAACACAUACAGGAAGUAGCUCCCGGACAGGAAAGGGGGACACAGUACAGUACAUCAAGGAGAAGAUCAGUGGAGAUCCCCCUACAGAGAAAUCCAUCAAUCUGUUCCACUGUCUGAAUGAACUGGGGGACAAUUCUCUAGUGGAGGAAAUCCAACGCUACCUGAAAUCUGGAAUACAAAGUGAACUCUCUUCUUCACAGUGGUCUGCUCUGGUGUUUAUCUUACUGACAUCAGCAGAGGAGCUGGAGGAAUUUGACCUGAGUAAAUAUAUCUCUACAGAUAAAAUAACAGAUUGGAUUCUUGAGAAGGUGAUGCCUGUGAUUGCAGCAUCCAGAAAAGCAAUGUAA